Phragmites australis (common reed) is the source of this 977-nucleotide messenger RNA. RefSeq names its product protein C2-DOMAIN ABA-RELATED 11. The coding region runs from base 184 to 693 and encodes 169 amino acids. NCBI's taxonomy places the organism in Eukaryota, Viridiplantae, Streptophyta, Magnoliopsida, Poales, Poaceae. The record is from RefSeq and is a predicted model, not a curated record. The transcript has 4 exons.
CAUCCUGGGCAACAGACCAAGUCACCAAACCACUCGGCGCUUUCUCGCACUCGUAGAAGCAGCAGCUAGCACAGCAGCUCUACCAGUGGGCCAAGGAUCCCAGAUCUUUUCGCCAAGGCGAGCGUGGCAGCUCUCUCGUCUGAUCAUCGAUCUCCCGGGUUGAGGAGGAGGCGGGCAACGGGCAUGGAGGAAGCGGGGAGUGGGAGGUGCGGCGUGCUCAAGGUGGUGGUGGCGCGCGGUUGGAACCUCGCCGUCCGGGACUUCACCUCCAGUGACCCCUACGUCAUCGUUCGCAUCGCAGACAUGACUGCAAAGACAAAAGUCAUCAACAGUUGCCUAAAUCCAGUUUGGAAUGAAGAGAUGGCAUUCUCUAUGAAAGAACCAGUAGGAGUCAUCAAAUUUGAGGUGUUCGACUGGGACCGGUUCAAGUACGACGACAAGAUGGGCCACGCGUUUCUGGACCUGCUGCCGGUGGCGGCUGCGACGAAGCUGCGGCGGGCGCUGCGGCUCACGGUGGGGGAGACCAAGCUCCGGAAGGUGGCCCCUGACGCCGACAACUGCCUGCUCUCCGACAGCUUCGUGACGUACGCCGACGGUGAGGUCGCGCUGGACGCCAGGCUGCGGCUGCGCAACGUCGAGUCCGGCGAGCUGUUCGUCACCGUCAAGUGGAUCGAAGCUGACAACGCCAAGUGACAAUAGCUCAGCAAGGCAGAAGGAUCGAUCACUAGCACGUAGAUGAGAUGAGAUAACCGUGGUGAUAGGAAAGCUUGUGUAUGAUUUAUUUAGUCAUUUGUGUCUGCACUGUCUGACCUGAAUCUGAUUCUUUUCAGACAGUUUUUAACAGACGGUAGUCUCACAUGUGCAUGUUCUAAACUUUUGAUGGUUUGUAAACUUUUGCUUGGUGCUGGGAAACCCCAGUGACCUUUAAGUGGCAAUGUUGGCUGUUGGUGAUUAAUAAUUGUUCAGGUGAUGCGGAA